Molecule: messenger RNA, 1981 nt
Organism: Lingula anatina
Lineage: Eukaryota; Metazoa; Brachiopoda; Lingulata; Lingulida; Lingulidae
Product: protein phosphatase 1 regulatory subunit 27
Cellular component (GO): cytoplasm
Molecular function (GO): protein binding; phosphatase regulator activity; enzyme inhibitor activity
Source: RefSeq, a predicted model, not a curated record
CGGGCUCAAUGUUAAGUUUCAGACUUAAUCCCUUGUUAUCUUAAGUAAAUUACUUCCAAGUCAUUAAUGUACAUGGAGGGCGCAGUUGAUAUAUCUUUUGGGUUCACGAUUUAUACCAAACGGUUUCUACAAUGUUUUCCUGCGCACAGCAAUAUGCUGCAUCUCACUUAUAAUUAGAAUUGUCAUAAACGAAAAUACCUGUUGACUGCAGACACAUGAGACACGUUUCUACAAUUUCCCCACUCAAAAACGACAGUAGAUUUCACAUCUUAUUAGCAUUUGUCAUAAACUAAAACACAUGUCGACCGACGUGUUUUUGGCUUGAAUUCCGCGACACGCUGUACAACUGCGCCAAACGUUGAAAGCAGCGCAACUGUUUCGCGCAUUCAUUGAGACAUUCAGGGAUCAACCAAGCAGAGAAUGUUGUUGACUAUAACUGUAUGCCUCAACUUCUACAAUUCUGAACCACUUGUCUAAUCGUAACUUGUUUUUGUGACAUUAGCCAGCUCUCAGGAACAGCGAGGGCACACACACGGUCUGACAAAGAAGGUGGAUCUGGCAGCUAAAAAAAGAGCACCAAUACCACUAAUAACCUUACGGCGCCAGAAGUGAAAUCAUUAUAGUGGACGUCCCGAUUCUAAACCAAUUUUCACUGAAUGUUUGUAAAACCUGAUCGUCAUAAAAAAAUAAACAUUGGCAAACAUUCUCAGCCAUUUGCCUGCUGAACCUGAGAACGGAACUGCACGACUUGUACGGGAUAUAGCACACUGAAGAUUCCAGCAGGGAUCGACAGGCAAGGAGUUACAAUCUAAAGGCAGCUCUCUAUCAGAUUUGAAAUUACUUCAGGUAGCAAACGAGUGCCUCCAGGGAACGCUCAUCACACGCUCAUUAUCACAAGUUCCAGGGAGGAACAGUAGGCCAUCCAAGAGCUUGCCUGCCUGCCUGCCUCUUUUGCAACCAAUGCGAUAACCUUGCACCCUGUGGGUCUUGGGUUGGUGUUCAUCACAGCCGCCAUGAGCCGCAGAGCCAGUCUCUACGCGAAACAACACCCGGGGAAACCCAGGGUACGUUUUCCGGACGAGAUCGUCUUUGAUGAUAAUCUGAAAGAAAAUGACUUAGAGGCAGUGCAUACCAUGCUGAGGCGAGCCAGUCUGCAGAUGGAUAUCAACUCCAUCAAUACCGCAGGCCUGACUCCAUUACACACAGCUGUAUUAGAUGGUAAUUUUGCUGCAGUCCGCCUGCUGAUCAGACAUGGAGCGGAUAUCAACAAGCAAGACGAAGACACGUGGACAGCCUUGCACGCCGCCUGCUCUGAAGGACACGUUGAUAUCGCAAGGUAUUUACUGAAAAGAGGCGCCGACCCAUUGAUCAGAACUGACGAGGGGGAACGGCCUCUCGAUCUAGUGGACGCUAGUGAUUUUGCUAUGAUCAAAGUAAUGUUAGAAGCUACAAAUAAAGCCAAGAAGGACAAAGGAAUCGAUGAUGAUGAUGAUGAUGAUGACGACGAUGAAAAUGAUGGUGAAAAUGAUCAAUGCUGUGCUGAUGAUGGAGAGAAUGCUGACGGAGGUUACGAGGAUGAGGAUGAGGAUGAAUCUGACGAGGAAGAGGAUUACGAUGAAGAAACGGACAAAAGUCGAUUUUUAGCUUAUAGGUCGAGGCACAGCGUACCCAAAGAACCACAAGAUGACGAUGGCUAAAAAAAAAUACAUAGAUAAAUCGUAUUCAAAUGACAAAUGUAGCACAAAUUGGAAACAAAUGACAAAAGGAAGUAUUCUCAAAGGUUCAUACAUGAAGCUUACGAUUAUUCUUAAUUCCAGCAAUAAGCUUCGUGGUUUCGUGGAAACCUGACUAAAGGCGACGGGUCGUGGCUAUUUGAGACUCAUUACACGCUGAAAGAUAAGUUGACAAUGACACUAGUCUUUUUACAGUACACGAAGACAUUUCUUACAAAAAAAAAAAAAAAAAAAAAAAAAAAAAAAAA